ACUAAACACGCACGCACUCCUCUCUUCUUUCUCUCUCUACCAAACAACAAAAAAGAAAAAAAAAAAUCUCUCUACAAGACAAUCACACUAAUCUCCCUGGAGAGAGAAAGAGAGAUUUUUUUUUUUUAUUAUUUAGUUUUUGGGUUUUAUAUAUCUUUGUUUUGUUUUGUUUGCUUAUAGUCUCACUUUACAGCUCAUUCUCUACAUUCUUCUUCUUAUUCACCAGAUCAAAUCUAAGGGGUUGUUUCGGCUGGAUGGACGACACUCUACUUUUGUCAUAGAUUGGCUUGUUCAGCUUAAAGUUUUAUGUCUGGCAAUCUUUUCUUGUAUCUGUGGCUACCAUAUGGCUUAAUAAACCAGAUAACCACAUGUUACAGGCAAAGCAUUCCGGAGCGUGUUCUAUCAGAUGAAUUAUAGCUGCUAUAUUAUGCUUGACCAGUUCUCUCAUGGCCAUCUGUUCAAUGAGAUUUCAAAGGCCUUGGCUUCUUUACAUUCUACACCUAUAUAUUCUUGUAAACAAAAACGGAGCUAUCACUCCUGAUGGUGAAGCACUAUUGAGCUUCAGGAGUGCAAUUGUCAGCUCAGAUGGUAUUCUUCCUUUGUGGAGGCCAGAGGAUGCUGACCCAUGUAAUUGGAGAGGCGUGACAUGUGAUCAGAAAACCAAGAGAGUAAUAUAUUUGAGUCUGAAGAACCACAAAUUAAGUGGACCUAUAUCACCUGACCUUGGGAAGUUAGAGCACUUGAGAGUUCUAGCUCUAUACAACAACAACUUCUAUGGAACAAUUCCUUCAGAGUUGGGAAAUUGCACAGAGUUGCAGGAAAUAUUCUUGCAGGGCAACUACUUAAGUGGACCAAUUCCAAGCGAAUUGGGAAACCUAACUGUGCUUCAAAAUCUAGAUAUCUCAAGUAACUCUCUCAGUGGGUCAAUCCCUUCAUCGCUUGGGAAGUUAAAUAAACUCAUCACUUUCAAUGUGUCAAACAAUUUUCUCAUCGGACCAAUACCAUCUGAUGGUGUGCUCAUCAACUUUGCAGAUAACUCGUUCACUGGAAAUCGUGAUUUGUGUGGAAAACAGAUCAAUAGAACUUGCAGAGAUGAUAGUGGCGGGUCAGGAACUGAUGGGCAGCCUCCUUCAGGCCAAAAUCAAGGAGGAAAGAAAAAAUACUCUGGCAGACUACUUAUCAGCACUUCAGCAACCAUUGGUGCACUACUUCUAGUGGCACUUAUGUGUUUUUGGGGUUGCUUUCUAUAUAAGAAAUUCGGUAAAAAUGAGAGUAAUAGUAUUGCAAUGGAUGUUAGUGGAGGUGCAUCAAUUGUAAUGUUUCAUGGGGACUUGCCAUACUCAUCAAAAGACAUCAUAAAAAAAUUAGAGACUUUGACUGAGGAACAUGUCAUAGGCUCUGGUGGUUUUGGAACUGUGUACAAGCUUGAAAUGGAUGAUGGCAGUAUAUUUGCCUUGAAGAGAAUUGUAAAGAUGGAUGAUGGUUUUGAUCGAUUCUUUGAGAGGGAGCUUGAAAUUCUUGGAAGCAUAAAACAUCGCUACCUGGUUAAUUUACGUGGUUAUUGCAAUUCCCCUACAUCAAAAUUGUUGAUUUAUGAUUUCCUAUCUGGUGGCAGCCUUGAUGAAGCACUCCAUGAAAGAUCUGAGCAACUGGAUUGGGAUGCACGCCUGACUGUUAUUAUGGGGGCAGCAAAAGGACUGGCUUACUUGCAUCAUGAUUGUUCCCCAAGGAUCAUCCAUCGUGACAUAAAGUCGAGCAACAUUUUGCUUGAUGGCAACUUGGAGGCUCGGGUUACUGAUUUUGGACUUGCCAAAUUAUUAGGGGAUGGAGAAUCACAUAUUACAACAAUUGUUGCUGGAACAUUUGGUUAUCUAGCUCCCGAAUACAUGCAAAGUGGCAGGGCAACUGAAAAGACUGAUGUUUAUAGUUUUGGGGUCCUGGUGCUUGAAGUACUGAGCGGAAAGCGGCCAACGGAUGCGUCAUUCAUUGAGAAGGGCCUGAACAUUGUUGGUUGGCUAAAUUUCUUGAUCACAGAGAAUAGACCACGAGAAAUUGUUGAUCCAAACUGUGAGGGGGUGCAGGUAGAAAGCCUUGAUGCCCUGCUUUCGGUUGCCAUCCAAUGUGUUUCUUCGAGCCCAGAGGAUAGACCCACCAUGCACAGGGUGGUUCAAGUGCUUGAAUCUGAGGUUAUGACCCCAUGCCCAAGUGACUUUUACGAUACCAAUUCUGAUUGAAAACCCAUGCUGUGACAGUGAAGACAUGUUUUGAGUCCGCAUCUACGAGUGCAGCUUCUGGAAAAUUAAAGAAGCAAUGCACAAGCAGGAAAGGGUGGCUUGGAAUCUGCAGCAGUUUUUUGUCUUCAUUUUAUUUGUCCAUUCUUUCUGCAGAUUUAUCACAAUUAGAGGAUACAAGAUUUCAUCUGGUUCUCUCGGUUGCACUCAUGGACUGGAAUUUUCGUGUCAUUUUGCGUGGGUGUGCCAAACACUUGCGUCUCAACGAGAAUGGAGUUUCCACUUGUGGUACGGGCCAGUUAUUCAUCUGAAGUUCUAUUUUUGGGCUCUCUCCUUUUCCUUCUCUUGUUGUAGUCCCCUUCUUGCACUCCUUUUCCUUCUCUUGUUGCAGUCCCCUUCUUGCAUUUAAUUGUAUAUGAAAUUUGUAUAAAUUCAGAACAUAUAGCUUCGCAAAAAGAUUCUUGUGUUCUCCAUUUUUGUAUAAUAUAUUUAAUUGCAAUAAUCAGUUCCUUGAGUGAAUUCAGCA
Molecule: messenger RNA, 2757 nt
Organism: Populus euphratica (Euphrates poplar)
Lineage: Eukaryota; Viridiplantae; Streptophyta; Magnoliopsida; Malpighiales; Salicaceae
Product: LRR receptor-like serine/threonine-protein kinase FEI 1
Exons: 15
Coding region: 447-2234 (595 amino acids)
Biological process (GO): protein phosphorylation
Molecular function (GO): protein kinase activity; ATP binding; protein binding
Source: RefSeq, a predicted model, not a curated record